Peromyscus californicus insignis is the source of this 1480-nucleotide messenger RNA. RefSeq names its product orthopedia homeobox (gene Otp). Gene Ontology annotation, molecular function: DNA-binding transcription factor activity, RNA polymerase II-specific; DNA binding. The coding region runs from base 426 to 1403 and encodes 325 amino acids. The record is from RefSeq and is a predicted model, not a curated record. NCBI's taxonomy places the organism in Eukaryota, Metazoa, Chordata, Mammalia, Rodentia, Cricetidae. Gene Ontology annotation, biological process: neuron differentiation; regulation of DNA-templated transcription. The transcript has 3 exons.
AGGGAAGGACUGACCGAGGCUCGGCCCAGAGGCCCAGGGCGAGGCCAAGGUGGCCGCUGCUUGCUUUAGCGGCUGCUGGAGGCUGGAGCUGCCUGGGCUGCGGCCGCCGCCUCCUCCCGGCAGGCGCAGGCGGGCGGGCGGGCGGAGUGGGGGACUCUCCGGGCGCUGACAUUUGCAGGCCGCCCUCCUGAUUGGUCCCCUCGCCGAGCUGCUCACGGGUUCAUUCAACUGUUAAGCACCUCCCCGUCUCUCUAAAGGACAUUAUAAUGCAAGAAGCCCCCUUUUUAACCACAAACCGAAUUUUCUUUCAUUUAGGUGAUCUAUAUAUAUCUAUAUCGUAUAGCUUAUAGCUUAUAUCUAUUUUAAAUAACUUAAAGCCGCUAAAAUUUGGGGGGGGAACAGCUUUCGCCCUGGAGCGGUGCGCGAUGCUGUCUCAUGCCGACCUCCUGGACGCCAGGCUAGGUAUGAAAGAUGCCGCCGAGCUUCUGGGCCACCGGGAGGCGGUGAAGUGCAGGCUGGGCGUGGGGGGCUCUGACCCCGGGGGCCAUCCGGGGGACCUGGCGCCCAGCUCGGACCCCGUCGAAGGAGCCACCCUGCUGCCGGGCGAGGACAUCACCACGGUGGGCUCUACUCCCGCUUCGCUGGCGGUGAGCGCCAAAGACCCGGACAAGCAGCCGGGGCCCCAGGGCGGCCCCAACCCCAGCCAAGCCGGCCAGCAGCAGGGCCAGCAGAAACAGAAGCGCCACCGGACACGCUUCACCCCAGCGCAGCUCAACGAGUUGGAGAGGAGCUUCGCCAAGACCCACUACCCCGACAUCUUCAUGCGGGAGGAGCUGGCGCUGCGCAUCGGGCUGACCGAGUCGCGAGUGCAGGUCUGGUUCCAGAAUCGCCGCGCCAAGUGGAAGAAGCGCAAGAAGACCACCAACGUGUUCCGCGCGCCCGGCACGCUGCUGCCCACGCCGGGCUUGCCCCAGUUCCCGUCGGCCGCCGCCGCCGCCGCCGCCGCCAUGGGCGACAGCCUGUGCUCUUUCCACGCCAACGACACCCGCUGGGCGGCGGCCGCGAUGCCUGGCGUGUCCCAGCUGCCGCUGCCGCCCGCGCUCGGCCGCCAGCAGGCCAUGGCUCAGUCGCUGUCCCAGUGUAGCCUGGCGGCGGGGCCCCCGCCCAACUCCAUGGGUCUGUCCAACAGCCUGGCGGGCUCCAACGGCGCGGGGCUGCAGUCGCACCUCUACCAGCCCGCCUUCCCCGGCAUGGUGCCCGCCUCCCUCCCCGGCCCCAGCAACGUCUCCGGCUCGCCCCAGCUCUGCAGCUCUCCGGACAGCAGCGACGUGUGGCGGGGCACGAGCAUCGCGUCCCUGCGCCGCAAGGCGCUCGAGCACACAGUCUCCAUGAGCUUCACCUAAUGCCGCUGCGCGCAGCCCGCUCCGCCCCGGGCGCCCUCCUCCUCUUCCUCCUCCUCCUCCUCCUCCUCCUCCUCCUC